CCAUUCGACACUCUUACGUUCGUUUUCCAUAUCGACAUCGUGUUGCUUGCUGCCUUUGGUCUCUACGUCCUGCUCAACCUCCCUCGCGUAUGUGCAUUCUUAUGCCGUGCAUCUGAAUUGCGCAAUGGCCACUUUCUUCGCUCAGGCGGCGCUUUGAGCGCUUAUACACACCGCACAGGCGUAGGAAGUGUUCAGAGUUUCGAUGCAAGCAGCAUCAAUCUGACUGCCUCAAAUGCUCAUCUCGUUCGCGAGGCUUCUCGGAAGGCCCACGGAGGUCAUCCACCUAUCCGAAUGCUACACCUCUCCACGCUUAUACACCCUUCCAUCAAUUACGCGUUAAACUACCGCAUAUUCACGGGCUUCUCUGUCAGCAAAAUUUUCAUUCUUGCGGUCUACCUCGGGCUCGUCUUCUAUGCUGCAUUCUACAAGUCGAACCCGUUUGUGGAACCACAGCGGGCUGCGUUUGUGGCGGUCUCACAAAUCCCCAUCGUUGUCAGCCUUGGAACGAAGAAUAAUAUCUUGAGUUAUUUCUCGGGCUUGGGAUAUGAAAAGGCGCGUGCCCUCAACUAUAUACAUCGCUUUGGUGGCCGUCUCGUUGCACUGGGUAUCAACGUUCACGCCCUCGGUUUCAUCUACCAGUGGUCCAUCGAUGCCUCUAUCUCCGCGAAACUCCAGCUCCCUUUCGUCCAGUGGGGCCUAGUCGGUCUUGCCAGCGUCGAUAUCCUCGCAGUCUGCUCCUUGCCUUUCGUUCGCCAAAGGUUCUACAAUCUCUUCUACAUAUCACAUAUCAUAGGAUUCUUUGCUUUCCUUGUCGCCGCAUAUAUGCAUUUCCCUGUCACUAUUCCUUUUGUCAUCACCGGUUUCGCGCUAUAUGGGUUUGAUCACGUUCUUCGCGUUCUGAAAACACGUUCCGCGACGAGUACCCUCACUGCGAUCCCCGCCAUCGGGAGCACACGCGUUUCUGUACCAACCCUGCGUCAAGGUUGGCAUGCCGGCCAGCACGUCCGCGUCCGUGUUGUCUCCCCCACUGUGUCCUCACGAAUCGGCUGGCUUGGAUACUGUUGGGCCUGGCUCUUCACUCGCGCUCGUCCGUUUACCAUUUCAACCGCCAGCGGAGGUGAGAUCGGGCUAGAGCUGAUUGUAAAGAAGAGGCCUGGAGGUUGGACCGGGUCAUUGUUUGACAUGGCUCAACCGCAUGACAACGACGUCGAGAAUAAGGUAAUCGGGACGGGUUUAGGAAGAGACGCGCAAAUAUUGAUCGAAGGGCCGUACGGCGGGCCAGGGUACACCCUUUUCGAAUCCUACUCAGGUGCACUGCUGGUCGCAGGCGGAAGUGGCAUCACAUUUGUUCUGUCCAUGCUCUCCGAUCUCCUCCAAAGGCAUGAAGAAGGAUGCAGCAGACUCCGAGUCAUCGAAGUAGUCUGGUCCGUCGCAGAUCCUUCUGCUCUCGUUGCUCUUCUCCCGACCCUUAUCCCGUUCCUACUCCCUCGUCCUUCCGCGAACUCCGCUCUCGAGGUACAUAUUGCUGUGCAUUACACUCGUACGCCUCGUGAUGGCUCUUUGGAUCAAAUCGCCUCCCUCUCUCUGCCACCGAGCCUCACUCUGCACUCGGGACGUCCAAAUCUCGGCAAAAUGGUCACAAAGACGAUAGACAAUGUCCUGUCGGCUCAUUUGACGCCUUAUGGACGGAGCCCGCCGAGCGGUGUUAUUGCUGGUGCUUGUGGCCCAAUCGAGUUGGGUGAUGAGGUCGCCAAAGCUGUAGGUUCGGUGGGCUGGGGCAAAGCUCAGGAAGUUGGUGGUGUCGAGGCUUAUGAAGAGGCGUUUGGAUGGUAAAUCAAUUCUGAAAUGUUACUGCGUUAGAACCGAGUCUACUUCAUGAGCCAACAGGAUUGGAGAUUGAGGCAACGAAGCAGGGAUAGAACUCUUCAUUGUUCUGUACUAGAUACUGUGUAUCUGAGCGACAUGUUUUGUGU
Molecule: messenger RNA, 1973 nt
Organism: Heterobasidion irregulare TC 32-1
Lineage: Eukaryota; Fungi; Basidiomycota; Agaricomycetes; Russulales; Bondarzewiaceae
Product: ferric reductase
Exons: 7
Coding region: 292-1833 (513 amino acids)
Biological process (GO): iron ion transport; intracellular iron ion homeostasis; copper ion import
Cellular component (GO): plasma membrane
Molecular function (GO): ferric-chelate reductase activity
Source: RefSeq, a predicted model, not a curated record